AUGGCGAGACCCUCUCCUGCAGGAGUUGGCGGUGAUCACGCGCUGGGAGGUCCUGAGAGGCAGGCGCACAUCUGCUGCGACCUGCCCCAGCAGAAGUCAGCUGCCCUCACAGGCUGUCAAGCCCCAGAGGUGGGCGCGCCACUGGCAGGAUGGCGCUACCCUCCCCAGCAGGAGCUGCUGGUGACCGCAGGACGCAUCCAACAAGACCCCCGGGAGGUGGGAGCGAGACUGUGCGACCCACUCAGCAGAAGUCAGUUGCCCUCACUGGCCACCAAAGCCCCAGAGGCUGGCCCACAUUUUGUGGCAGCUAAUUUUAUGGUUUAUUUGUAUAAGCAAGGAUAUCUGAAUUCUCUUUCUUCAAAUAUUCAGACUCAUUGUCACUAUCAAGGAAAUGUUGAAGGAUAUCCGAAUUCUGUUGUAACACUUAGCACAUGUUCUGGACUAAGAGGAAUAUUACAAUUUGAAAAUGUUUCUUAUGGAAUUGAGCCUCUGGAAUCUGCAGUUGAAUUUCAGCAUCUUCUUUAUAAAUUAGGGAAGGAAAACAAUGAAUUUCCAAGCAUAGAUAAAUACCCAAUGGACUAUAACAUUUUUAUAAGUGAAAAAUUGGAAUCAGAUGUUCCAGAUUUAUUUCCUCUUUAUCUAGAAAUGCAUGUUGUGGUGGACAAUGCUUUGUAUGAUUACUGGGGCUCUGAUAGCAUGAUCGUAGCAAAUAAAGUCAUUGAAAUUUUGGGCCUUGUAAAUUCAAUGUUCACUCAAUUUAAAGUUACUGUUGUGCUGUCAUCAUUGGAAUUGUGGUCAGAAAAAAAUAAGAUUUCUACAGCUGGUGAGGCAGAUGAGUUAUUGCAUAGAUUUUUAGAAUGGAAACAGUCUUAUCUCACCCUAAGGCCUCAUGACAUUGCACAUUUAUUCAUUUAUAGGGAUUAUCCAAAUCAUGCAGGAGCAACAUUUCCUGGGAAAAUGUGUGUUGCCCAUUAUUCUGCAGGAAUUGCAUUGUAUUCCAAGGAGAUAACUCUGGAGGCAUUUUCAAUUAUUGUGACCCAGAUGCUGGCACGUAGUUUUGGAAUAUCAUAUGAUGACCCAAAAGAAUGUCAAUGUUCAGAAACCAUCUGUGUAAUGAAUCCAUAUGCUAUGCAAUCCAGUGGCAUGAAGACUUUCAGCACUUGCAGUUUGAAUGAUUUUAAACAUUUUGUUUCAAAUGUGGGUGCCAGAUGUCUUCAGAAUAAGCCACAACUGCAGGAUGGUGGAGGAUCUGUCUGUGGCAAUGGUGUAGUGGAUGGAGAUGAAGCCUGUGAUUGUGGAACUCCAGAA
Messenger RNA from Otolemur garnettii (small-eared galago), 1308 nucleotides. RefSeq names its product disintegrin and metalloproteinase domain-containing protein 32-like. Gene Ontology annotation, molecular function: metalloendopeptidase activity. NCBI's taxonomy places the organism in Eukaryota, Metazoa, Chordata, Mammalia, Primates, Galagidae. The record is from RefSeq and is a predicted model, not a curated record. Gene Ontology annotation, cellular component: plasma membrane. The transcript has 10 exons. Gene Ontology annotation, biological process: binding of sperm to zona pellucida; cell adhesion; proteolysis. The annotation marks the transcript as partial.